AUGUUCACGACCAUCCUCCGUCGGCUCUUGACGUCACAGUCUACUUCCGGCCCUUCCUCUCUCAGACAAUGUUUCUGUUCCUCGCAUUCCAGAGCACCUACGAACUUUCCCCGCGCACUCACUCGACCACCGCUGGCUUCUACUUACCCUAUCACUCGCUCUCAAUUUCAACUUCGUACUCUCACCAUCUUAGCCACUACCAGAGCUCGACUCCCCAUUCUCACAUUAGCUCAAGCUCGAGGAAUGAAAGUCCGAAGUAGCGUGAAGAAAUUUUGUGAUGGAUGUAUGGUGGUUAAACGUAAGGGAAGGGUGUAUAUCGUGUGCUCCAAAAAUCCGAAACAUAAACAGGUGCAGUUCUUCCCAUAUAUCAAGCUCCUGAGCUGA
Molecule: messenger RNA, 384 nt
Organism: Tremella mesenterica DSM 1558
Lineage: Eukaryota; Fungi; Basidiomycota; Tremellomycetes; Tremellales; Tremellaceae
Exons: 1
Coding region: 1-384 (127 amino acids)
Biological process (GO): translation
Cellular component (GO): ribosome
Molecular function (GO): structural constituent of ribosome
Source: RefSeq, a predicted model, not a curated record